Molecule: messenger RNA, 2639 nt
Organism: Vigna umbellata (rice bean)
Lineage: Eukaryota; Viridiplantae; Streptophyta; Magnoliopsida; Fabales; Fabaceae
Biological process (GO): protein phosphorylation
Molecular function (GO): protein kinase activity; ATP binding; protein binding
Source: RefSeq, a predicted model, not a curated record
GUAUAAGUCGUUUGACAUUUCAAACGUGAUCAUGUUGAAUUCAGUUCAUCUUAAUUAUUACACAUGUAAGUCUGAAUUGUUAAGAGCUUAUGGUGUUAUUUCAGGAAAUGGAGAAAUUGCAAAGAAAGUUUGAACAUUGGAGUGUUGGACUAACCCAUUGGGCACUGUGAUAAAUACCAAAGUCUCAGGGAUGAUAAAGUUGAUGAGUAACCAAAUAACUAUGAGAAGAAGAUCUGAGUGCAGUUUAUUAGUUACUGCGCUGAUCUUUGUUACUUGCUAUUUUUCCUUGUUCCCACUUUCUAAUUCUUCAUCCUUGGAUGAAGAAAGACAGGCCUUGCUCAAGAGUGGUUGGUGGAAUGAUUACAGAAAUGUUUCAAACCAUUGUUAUUGGGCUAGUGUUCUAUGUGAUGAAGCCGGAAGUGUUACUUCGAUCGGCUUAUCUUCUCUGCUCCCUUUCACAAUUCCUCCAAUGCAAGAACUGCAAAACUUGAAUGUGACAGCCUUUCCCAAUUUGCAGUUUCUGGAUUUGAAUGGAAUGGGUCUGAGGGGAAGCAUCCCUGCAGAAAUUGGCACACUUACAAACCUCACCUAUCUUGAUUUGUCUGGCAAUAGCCUCCAAGGUAAGCUACCAUCUAAAGCCCUUUCAAAUCUCACUCAACUUGUUCGUCUCGAUUUUUCUGGAAAUUCUCUUAGUGGUUUCAUUCCAAUGUCAUUGGGUGAAUUGAAGAACUUGGUUUAUCUCAACCUUGAUUCAAACCUUUUUACAGGCCAUAUUCCAUCAGAAUUAGGGAAUUUGACAAAUCUAACCCAAUUACACCUCUCGAACAAUUUUCUCUCUGGUUCAAUCCCUCAUACAUUAGGUCUACUCAAUAAUUUGACAGAUCUCUACCUAGAGUCUAACCAAUUGCAAGGUCAUAUACCUGUUGAGCUACAGAAUUUGUCCAGUUUGGUUGCUCUACGUCUUUCUCAAAAUAAUCUCUCUGGUUUAAUACCUCCAAAACUUUUUCAAAUGGACAAAAUGCUUACUUUGUAUAUCUCAUCGAAUCAAUUAUCUGGUUCAAUUCCAUGGGAGACUAUGAAAUGUCCCUCCAUUUCAGUGAUUGGUUUAAGCCACAAUAGAUUAAAUGGAAGCAUAACUUCUCAAAUUGCUUGUGUGAAUGACCUUGAUCUUAGCCACAAUUUUUUUGUUGGUGAGAUUCCAUCUCUUUUGGGAAUGAAAUCAAUACUGGAUAAGUUGGAUCUUAGUUAUAAUAAUUUCUCUGGUAAACUUCGCAGGGAACUUGCCCAUCUAUCAAAUAUAAACCUUUCAUACAAUUCUUUUGACUUUUCACCAGAUCCUGACUUCAAGUUACACUCACCAGAUUAUUGUUCUUUUCCAAGACACUCGCUGAUCAGUAACAACCCACCAGAUUUUGCUUUGUGCUUUAGUUCCCUCCAAACUAAUUCUCAGACUAGUGAAGUUAAUCUUAGCAUUGAAAUUGCUCUUCCCAUCAUCUUCACCCUUCUUCUUGUAAUCCUUCUAUCUCUAUAUUUAACAAGACACAAGUCUAGAAUCAAAUUUGAUGCAAGCUUAUCGAAAAAUGGAGACUUGUUUUCUAUAUGGAAUUAUGAUGGUAAAAUUGCAUUUGAAGAUAUCAUUAAAGCAACAGAAGACUUUGACAUCAAAUACUGCAUUGGGACUGGUGCAUAUGGCAGCGUUUAUAGAGCCCAAUUACCGACUGGAAAGAUUGUUGCACUGAAGAAACUUCACCGAAUUGAAUCUCAAAAUCCAUCUUUCAAUAAAAGUUUUCACAAUGAGGUGAAGAUGUUAACCAAAAUCCGUCAUAGAAACAUUGUAAAGCUUCAUGGCUUUUGCCUACACAAUCGGUACAUGUUUCUUAUCUAUCAAUACAUGGAAAGAAGUAGCUUAUUUUAUAUGUUGAAUGAUGAUGUGGAAGCUGGUGAGUUGAAUUGGAGUGCAAGGGUGAAUAUCAUUAAAGGAAUGGCAUAUGCUUUGUGCUACAUGCAUCAUGAUUGUACCCCACCAAUUCUUCAUCGGGAUGUAACAAGUAGCAAUGUUCUACUAAACUCACAAUUAGAGGCCUUUGUUUCAGAUUUUGGCACAGCUAGACUCCUUGAUCCAGAUUCUUCAAAUCAAACCUUGGUAGUUGGUACAUAUGGCUACAUUGCCCCAGAGCUUGCAUAUACAUUGAUUGUCACAGAAAAAUGUGAUGUUUACAGUUUCGGAGUGGUAACUUUGGAAACAUUAGUAGGAAGACAUCCUGGAGAUUUGAUCUCAACCUUAUCAAACUCAACUACUCAAAACAUGUUAUUGAAAGACAUCCUAGAUGCACGAAUUCCUCUUCCUAACUCUCGAAAAGAUGCUGAAGAUAUAAUGCUUGCUGCAACAAUAGCAUUAAGAUGUUUGUGUUUGAAACCAAAGUUCAGGCCAUCAAUGCAAGAGGUGGUUGGAGAGCUCUGUAAUUUCAAAUUGUUGACACCUUUUUCGUUCAGUGAGAUUUUGAUCCAUCAGUUGAUGACUCCAAAAGAACAAGAUGCACAAGUCUAAGCCAUCUUAAACAUCUUCUUUAGACUAGAUUGCACUGAAAAAGAGCUAGUUAGUUUUUUUUACAUAUAUUUCAACCAUAUUGUAAUUAAAG